Messenger RNA from Fusarium redolens, 384 nucleotides. RefSeq lists its product as uncharacterized. The annotation marks the transcript as partial. The record is from RefSeq and is a predicted model, not a curated record. The transcript has a single exon. Lineage: Eukaryota; Fungi; Ascomycota; Sordariomycetes; Hypocreales; Nectriaceae.
AUGCUCUACUCCCUCCGUUAUAAAAGAGUAGAUAUCUGUACUGCAGGUAUACUGACUGUAGCUAAUCUGGCCCGCUAUGUAAGAGGUAUUCUCGUGGGCUGGGGUGCCAAUUAGCACAUGCUGCUGUAGCAACCGCAAAAGCAACAAGAUAGUCAUUGGGGUAUCAAAAAAUAAUCUCCGGCAUCAACACAAAGUAACCCUUACCACCUCAUACAAUAUCAUACUGAAAUUAAUAUGGAGAGACCACCAAGACGUGGACGACCACGCAAAUAUGCAACAGCUGAGGACAAAGCGACGGCAGACGCUCAACGCAGGCGGAACAAACGGCAGAAAGCUGCAGCUAGAAAUAAAGGGAUACCCUAUAGCAAUUUUCAUAAUUUGCAC